This is a messenger RNA of Myripristis murdjan (pinecone soldierfish), 1908 nucleotides long. Its product is annotated as MORC family CW-type zinc finger protein 3-like. Gene Ontology annotation, molecular function: zinc ion binding; ATP hydrolysis activity. The transcript has 16 exons. The coding region runs from base 31 to 1776 and encodes 581 amino acids. The record is from RefSeq and is a predicted model, not a curated record. NCBI's taxonomy places the organism in Eukaryota, Metazoa, Chordata, Actinopteri, Holocentriformes, Holocentridae. Gene Ontology annotation, cellular component: PML body; nucleus.
CAGCUCGUCCCACAUCCGUAUUUACGGAAGAUGGCAACCCAAAUGGAGCGCGGUGUUCCCUUAAGUGUGCUCUGCCCCAAGUUUCUGCAUGCCAACUCUACCAGCCACACCUGGCCCUUCAGCGCCAUUGCUGAACUCAUAGAUAAUGCCUAUGACCCAGAUGUCAGCGCUAAACAGUUCUGGAUUGAUAAGACUGUGAUCAAAGGACAAGAUUGCCUGACCUUCGUGGACAAUGGAAAUGGGCUGACCUAUGAAGCAAUGCUCAAGAUGUUCAGCUUUGGAUACAGUGACAAGAUUGCUGUGAAUGGUCUAGAGCCUAUUGGUAUCUACGGCAAUGGUUUCAAGUCUGGAUCCAUGCGUCUUGGACAAGAUGCCAUUGUAUUCUCCAAAUCGGAGAAGGCCUCUUGUGUUGGGAUGUUCUCCCAGUCCUACCUGAAGGAGAUUGGUGCUGAGCAGAUCAUUGUACCUAUAGUCAGUUUCGAACUGACAGAGCAAGACAAGAAUAUCCUUUAUUUAGAGCAACACAAAGCCAGUCUGAAGGACAUCCUACGCUAUUCCCCAUUCAAAACACAAGCGGAACUUCUUACUGAGAUCAGGGCCAUCAACUCCACCUGCUCCACAGGGACCACCGGGACACGAAUCAUCAUCUGGAAUCUCCGCAAGACAUCCACUGGAUUGACAGAGUUUGAUUUUAUGAAGGACUGUUAUGACAUCCAAAUUUCAUCUGAAGUCUACGAGGCAAUAAAUGAUAAACCCCAACCAGAAAGGACCACAUCAUCCAUCCCUGAGAGUGAAUACUCAUUGCGAGCAUACUGCAGUAUUCUGUAUCUGAAGCCUCGGAUGCAGAUCAUCAUACGUGGUCAGAAAGUGAAGACUCAGCUCAUCUCUAAGAGUCUUGCCUACAUUGCAAAGGACUACUACAGGCCCACAUUUGUUACCAAACGAAUACCUAUCACGUUUGGGUACAACACCAAGAGCAAAGACCAGUAUGGUAUUAUGAUGUAUCACAAAAAUCGUCUAAUUAAAGCCUAUGAACGUGUGGGCUGCCAGCUCAAGGCAAACAUCUCAGGACUCGGGGUCAUUGGGGUCAUAGAGUGUAACUUCCUGGAUCUUUCACAAAGCAAAGAGAAUUUUGACAACACUGAUAAAUACAGGAAAACCAUCACCAGCUUGGGGAUCAAGCUGGAGGAGUACUGGAAAGAAAUCCGCUUCAAGAGAAAUAAAGAGGAUCCAAACAGCAUACCAGUGGAAGAUACCAUGAAGCGACCAGAUCAAAACUGGGCGCAGUGUGAUGAAUGUUUGCGCUGGCGCAAACUCCCUGAUGGGAUCGACUGCAGUUUACUGCCAGAAAAAUGGUUAUGCCACAUGAAUCCUGAUCCUCAGUUCAGGAGUUGCGUGGUAGACGAGGAGCCUGAGGACUCUGAUGAUGACCGGCCUUCAUACCGGAAGACCUACAAACAGCAAGAAAGGGAGGAAAAACUGAAACAAGAGAGGAAAAGAAAAAGGACUGAGGAGGAUAUAGCUAAUCUUGCCAAACAAAAUGAGGAUCUUCGAAAGGAGCGCGAAGCUCUGAAACGGAAGUUGAAUGAAAAGACUGUCAGCCCUCUUGCCUCUCCUCGCAAUACACCAAGGAGCAGUCUACAGGGGGGUGCUGCUAGGGCUAAAUCCUCUUCCAUCGUGUUGUCAACCCUCUCACAAGCUGCUUGCAGCCCCUCUAGCAGCAGCAGUCUUCCAAAAAUUUCUAGUGUACAUUCUCUGUCAACACCACCAAGGUAAGACUCACUGUUUGCUGUGUUUCUGAACUUCUCUUUACCCAAAGACUUUUAUUGAGGAGGCCAGUUAAAUAAAUCCUUUGUGUACACUGCAGGAUUAAAAUAACACCAGCUGAGACUCUAAAAAGACCCAGAA